UGGUAUAAAUACCCAGGUUUGUGCCAAAGAACGACAGAACAAUCUUGAAGUUGUUUUCAGCAACAGUUUAAGUGUACACAGUAGUGAUACAGUAAAUUUGAAACAAUGAGAAACUUUUGGGUCUGGCAGUUGCUAGCCUUAGCGCUUGUUAUAACUCUCUGCUCCGCUGGCGGUGGACAUGGAGGCGGUGGUGGUGGAGGACACGGAGGUGGCGGUGGAGGACAUGGAGGUGGAGGACAUGGAGGUGGUGGCGGUGGAGGACACGGUGGUGGAGGCGGAGGCGGCGGUGGUGGUGGACAUUCAAGCAGCUCUGCCGAAGAAGGUGGCUCAGAGCACGGUGGUGACCAUCAUGCAUCAGAUGAUCAUAAGGGUGAGAAGGGACAUCAUUCCGAUCACAGCUUUGACAAAGGCGAAAAGGGCAGCCACAGCAAAGGCGAUCAUUCGCAUCAUUACCAUGAAGAAGGCGGUCAUGAAGGUGGCAGUCAUGAUGAAGCUGACAAACAUGGAUCACAUCACGAAAGUAGUAAGGGAUCGAAGGGUGGAAAGCAUGGAUACAAGAAGGGACACAAAAAGGGUUCGAAAACAACUGGAUAUCAUCACAAAUCCGGUAAAGAUGACUACCAUAAGGAGCACAAAUUCUACGAUGACGCUGACAAGAAGGGAAGUCACCAUAAAUAUGGUAGCGAUCACGCUCAUCACUCAUCUAAAGGAGGAGAAGGAAAGAAAGGAGGACAUCACGAAUCUGGACACAAAGGAGACAGUUAUGGCAAGAAAGGACACACUAGUAAAGGUCAUUAUGAUGAUGAUCAUAAAGGACACAAGGGACAUGGCGGUCAUGAAAGUCACUUCUCUCAUCAUGAUGAUUUCGGAAAGAAAGGUGGCUCCUCAGGUGGUUCCGAACAUGGUUUCAGCUCAAGCGGUGGACAUGGAGGUGGCGGUGGAGGUGGUGGACAUGGAGGUGGCGGCGGAGGCGGUGGACACGGAGGAGGAGGCGGUGGACACGGAGGUGGUGGACACGGAGGCGGCGGAGGUGGAGGACAUGGCGGUGGUGGACAUCAUUAGGCAGUCAACACACACUGUAAAUGUUGAUAAAUUCAUCGAAAUGCCAAAUCUUAGUUCAACGGUUAUGUCAACAGCGAUGAUGUUGAUAACUUUUAAUUGUGAUUUAUAUGUUAGGAAUGCGAAAAUGUAUAGAAAAUAAAUAAAUAGUCAA
Molecule: messenger RNA, 1213 nt
Organism: Bradysia coprophila
Lineage: Eukaryota; Metazoa; Arthropoda; Insecta; Diptera; Sciaridae
Source: RefSeq, a predicted model, not a curated record